Messenger RNA from Acipenser ruthenus (sterlet), 4936 nucleotides. RefSeq names its product transcription factor 12-like. Bases 432 to 2561 code for a protein of 709 amino acids. NCBI's taxonomy places the organism in Eukaryota, Metazoa, Chordata, Actinopteri, Acipenseriformes, Acipenseridae. Gene Ontology annotation, biological process: regulation of transcription by RNA polymerase II. The transcript is spliced from 21 exons. Gene Ontology annotation, molecular function: DNA-binding transcription factor activity, RNA polymerase II-specific; RNA polymerase II cis-regulatory region sequence-specific DNA binding; protein dimerization activity. The record is from RefSeq and is a predicted model, not a curated record. Gene Ontology annotation, cellular component: transcription regulator complex.
GAGCAGCUUUGGCUUCGCAUGGCGAAAGGAUACACAGCUGAACGUCAACGUGGUGAUUAGGUUUGCUAAGCAAAAAUGUCUGCCUAAGGGAAACUCGUAAGUUACAUUCAGGGAAUAUUUUGCAAAAUAUUACUGAAAAAACCUUGAUUCCAAACUCGAGCAGACGCGAAGAAGGAAUACAAGGCUUCAGUUUUCACUCCAAUUCGCCCUAGUCGGAUAUUUAAACGGGAAAAGGUAAAAAAUAUUGUAGUGAGUUUGAAGAAAAGGGUUCGGACUGGGUGACAGAAGUUGGGAUACAAGACUGGAGCUGGUUUAAGGGUCGGCAUUUGCUUUACGACAUUUACUUGAAAUCUUUUUUUUUUUGUAAUGAAUUACAACAUUGAAUGGAGAAAGCAUGCCCUUUUUCAAAUGUGUAGUUGCAGGAACUCAAGAUGAACCCCCAGCAGCGCGCUGCCGCUAUUGGAACAGAUAAGGAACUAAGCGAUCUACUGGAUUUUAGUGCGAUGUUUUCACCACCUGUAACCAGUGGAAAAAAUAGACCAACUACCUUGGGCAGCAGUCGGUUCAGUGCAUCAGGUAUGGAGGAGAGAACAAGCACAGCCUCAUGGGAAGCAGGAGGACAGCCAAGUCCCUCUUAUCAGUCCUCCAGGGGUUUUGCAGACAGCCCUCAUUACAGUGAUCACGUGAGUGACAGUCGAUUAGUGACCCACGAAGGAUUGUCCCCGACGCCUUUCAUGAACUCCAGUCUGAUGGGUAAAUCUUCAGAGAGAGGUCAAUUUUCAGUGUACGCCAGAGAGCCAGGAGUUUCUGGAUGCCAAUCCAGUCUUCGAUCAGACAUGGGGCUUGGAACUCCAGGACCGCUGUCAUCGUCGGCAAAACCUGGAACCCCGUUCUAUUCGUUCUCUUCCGCAAACCCACGACGGAGGACGCUUCACGACACUGCGCCGCCUGAUCCCUUACAAGCAAAGAAAGUGAGAAAGGUUCCUCCUGGAUUGCCUUCGUCUGUGUAUGCACCCUCUCCAAGCUCAGAUGACUAUAAUAGAGAUUCUCCCAGUUACCCGUCUCCUAAACCUCCCAACAGUAUGUUUGCAAGCACUUUCUUUGAUGGGACCCAUAAUUCUUCUUCUGACCUUUGGAGUUCAUCCAAUGGGAUUAGCCAACCAGGCUAUGGAGGAAUGCUGGGAAGCUCCUCUGCUCACGUAUCACAGCCCAGCAGCUAUGGCAACCUACAUACACAUGAUCGCUUGAACUACCCACCGCAUUCAGUUUCACCAGCAGACAUCAGCGCCAGUCUUCCUCCUAUGUCCAGCUUCCACAGAAGCAGCACCAGCACUUCCCCCUACGCUGCAGCUUCUCACACUCCUCCGGUGAACGGCUCCGAGACCAUCCUGGGAAGCCGGGGGAAUGCGUCUGGAAGCUCCCAGACAGGAGAUGCACUUGGAAAAGCCUUGGCUUCUAUUUAUUCACCUGACCACACCAGCAGUAGCUUUCCAUCAAAUCCAUCAACACCGGUUGGAUCCCCGUCGCCUCUAGCAGGUGCAAACCACUGGCCGAGAGCAGGAGGACAGACACCAUCCUCUCCCAGCUAUGAGAAUUCUCUUCAUUCGUUGAAAAAUCGAGUUCAGCAGCAACUUCAUGAGCAUUUGCAAGAUGCAAUGUCAUUCUUAAAGGAUGUCUGUGAGCAGUCUCGAAUGGAAGAUCGAUUGGACAGGUUGGAUGAUGCCAUCCAUGUACUACGAAACCAUGCAGUGGGGCCUUCGACGAGCAUGUCUGGUGGCCAUGGCAACCUGCAUAGCUUACUGGGGCCAUCGCACAACGGGCCAAUUGGAGGAAUCGAUUCAAACUACGCAGCAUCUGGGCUGGUGACAUCCAAUCGGACAGCUUCCUUGGUUGGGGCUAAUCGUGAUGAAGCUGCCAGUCUUAACAGCAGCCAUUCAGCUCUGCCCAAUUCGGUGUCGACUCCAAGCACAGAAUUAAGCCACCAGGAGAACUACAGAGGUGGUGUAUCCAGCCAGCCAGCAGGCACAAGUCCAGUGGAAUUAAAACUAGAGAAAAAAGAAAAAGAUGAGAAUGUACAUGAAACAAAUUCACCAGAUGGCUUCAAAUCAGACUAUGAGAGCGACAGAAAGGACCUCAAGAUGACACCCAGAGGAGGAACCAGGACAAGUCUGUGUUCACCUCUCAGCAGUAUUAACGAGGAUGAGGACUUGAACCCAGAACAGAAGGCAGAGAGAGAGCGCGAGAGGAGAAUGGCCAACAACUCCAGGGAGCGAUUGCGGGUUCGAGACAUCAACGAAGCAUUCAAAGAGCUGGGCCGAAUGUGUCAGCUGCACCUGAAGAGUGAGAAGCCUCAGACGAAGCUGCUUAUUCUUCACCAGGCUGUCGCUGUGAUCCUUAAUCUGGAGCAACAAGUCCGAGAGAGGAACCUAAAUCCCAAAGCAGCCUGCCUUAAGAGGAGGGAAGAGGAGAAGGGUUCUGCCGUAUCGGUGGAGCCUCCAGCAGCACACGCAGGAGUUCACCCUGGACUGUGCGACACUACAAACCCUAUGGGUCACAUGUGAACACCAGCCAGAAGCAAGAUCAAGUUUGUAAUAUAACAAGUGGGUGACCUUUCCACACAAGGACAGACAAUACUAACUCUUUGUGACACAAAUUUGAAAAGACAAACCACCUGAAGCAAAACCCCAGAAAAGAGCAAUCCUGUGACUGAAGAAACUGGCCUACAUCCAUAUAUCCCUGUGAAGACAUGAAACGUUGAAUCGGAAAUUUCAGCCCGCGAGUGAACUUCAGCUCCUAUGAUUCUGUUGCAGGCAGCGUGUGUCGCAUCUAAAGCAAUCCGAGACUGUCGCGAUCUCUCCACUCCUCGUGCAAGUUGCCUUGUGCCUAAACUGAAUUACCGAAUGCAUUGUAACCACAACAUAUUAUUUAUUAUGUUACUGAGCUCCAGGGUUUACGUCUAAAGGGAAGAUUAUGAUGUCAGUUGGAACAUCUGAUGAAGUUUCAGCUGAUGCCAGCGUUUGUUAAAGCUGUUCAUAUACAGAGAGCAAAAACACAACAUUAUCAACCUUCUUUUGGACCCCUAGCAUUCCCUGCAUACCUCUUAGUGUCUUAAGAAAGGGAGGGAAGAGUAUUACUGUCCUUUCCAUUCCUUUUGCCAUAUAGUGUUUUCAGUGUAACACAAUAUUCCUUUAAAGAGCAAUUGUUUCAUCGAUGUUAUUUUUUGGUCUCUGGUUAUCUGAACAGUUGUGGUCAUAGUUCAACCUUCAGCACGCAACUCCAUGGUUAAAGUCAAGUUGCAAACCGCUGUGGUAUCAAGGAUUGCUUGAAUAUCAGUACUGUGAGCAUAGUAUCACUUGGCCUGCAUUUAAUUGUAACUUUCUUUUUUUUGUUUAAAAAAACAAACAAAAAACAAACAAACAAAAAAUCUUUAUACAAAAUAAACACAUUUUAUUUGUUUUAUUUGUAAUUAUAUACAAAAAAAAACUUUUCUAGGCUUUAUAGUAAAGCUUGUAACGUGAAGUGUGAUAUAGAAGAAAAGAAAAUAUCUAAUUUGUUAGAAUUGCUUUGUUUUCCAAGCAGCAGCGGAAACAGCAGUAUCGUGCUUUAAUAGAGUGCAAGUAAAGUGUUAGCUGGGAGUGCACACUAAUGCUUUAAACAAAACAAAAUGACCAUGCUCAGAGGAGGGGGUAAGACCACUGGUCCACCUGGGCAGGUAGUGAAACAAGAACAAUGCAGGGGAAGACAAAGAGCAAGGGCCAUAGCUUUCUCAUAUCAUUUGUGUGUGUGUGUGUGUGUUUUUUAUUAUUGUUUUCUUGUUACCCAAAUGGUGAGUUAGUUGAGAGGUCAUAAGUAUCAAUAACUGUCCAUAAAAGCUGUUGGUGGUGUUGACAGGUGAAACUUUCAAAGCAUUAGCGCUACACAGUACAAUUCUCAUAGUCUUAAUUAUAUUUAUCCAUAUCCUUUUUAACUUCCAUGUGUGCUUUCUUCCACUGUUAGCCAUCUUAGGAUGAGACUGUCACAGCGUUUGUGUUCAUCUUUCCUAUUAACUGUUGGUUGACAGCAACAUUUUAAACAUUAAGUCAUUUUAAGAACAAAUUGUGGCAUUUAAGACAAAUAAAACAUGCUAACUGGGAGGGGGUCAUUACCAGUUUACUCUUUCUUAAAAAAAAAAAAAAAAAGAAAACAAAUCUAUGAUUGGUCGGACUGACUAUAUAUGUGACCUUGUUCUUCAUUUCAGUGUUUUAUAAAAAAAAAAAAAAAUGUUUUGCUUAAAAAGCGUGAGCAUUAUCACGUGUCACUGCCUGGCAUUUUCUUUUCUUUUUUUUCUUCCUUUUUGUUUUUUCUUCUAAGCCUGUUUCUACGCUUGUCCUUUUGGCUGUAUUAGACUUUGCAGUAUGCCCAGAAGCUUUCCUUCAUAAAAAAAAAUAAUAAUUAAAAAAAAAAAAAAACACAGAAAGAAAAAAAAAAAAACAUUUGGCUUAUUUUUCACUGUAGUUAGUCUUUUAUACAGUAAUCUUGUAAGAAAAUUUCUUGAAUUCUAAAUAUUACUCUUUCUAGAUUUUUGAAAUCGAAAAAGUUUUCAGUAAAAAGUUUCUUACUUUAUUUUACUAUAUUAGGUAGUAAAGAUGUACGGUUAUUAACCAUAACCUGUCCAUUUAAGAUCAGAAAUUUAAAAAUAGCAUCCUAAGAACAUAGUAGGGUAGUACGUAUGGAGUAUUGUACGAGCUAAAUGUUCAAGAUGAACAGCUUCUCAUCUUGUCCUCCAGUUUUCAUUGUUGGUUAAUGCAGAUUUGUACCUGUGUCAAAUUUCAAGGUAUUGUUGACAAACAUUUAAAACCAGCAGCAAGAAGCUCCAUUUUUUUCUGUCACUGUAACAGAAAACACAAUAUGUAUAUAACAUUUAUGUAGCAAUAAAUGUGCCAUCUUUUUUUAACAA